Messenger RNA from Puccinia triticina, 288 nucleotides. RefSeq lists its product as uncharacterized. The record is from RefSeq and is a predicted model, not a curated record. Lineage: Eukaryota; Fungi; Basidiomycota; Pucciniomycetes; Pucciniales; Pucciniaceae. The transcript has a single exon. Bases 1 to 288 code for a protein of 95 amino acids.
AUGGCAGAAGCACCAGCAACCCCCAUCACCCCCGCCCCAAAAGCUAAGAAAUCUACCAAGAAGAAGGCAGUUCCCUGGGACCGCGAUGGUGACAAUGGCGGAGACAGUAGCAUGGAUAUUGUCCUUGACUGGCUCUCAUCUGGUUCUAACUACCAACAAUGGAGGGGUGAUCUCGAGGAAGGAAAGACAAAGAAGUCUUUGUGCUCUGAGAUACUCGAAAUCAUGGUUGCAAGUGGGAUCACCCACCGAGAUGUUAAGGGCAAAUACCCCUCCCCCCAAAAAAAUUGA